Clupea harengus (Atlantic herring) is the source of this 4467-nucleotide messenger RNA. RefSeq names its product ubiquitin associated protein 2a (gene ubap2a). Gene Ontology annotation, cellular component: nucleus; cytoplasm. Lineage: Eukaryota; Metazoa; Chordata; Actinopteri; Clupeiformes; Clupeidae. The record is from RefSeq and is a predicted model, not a curated record. Gene Ontology annotation, molecular function: protein binding.
UUAGGCAGCGACCGAGCCCGGGGCUCUCGGGACAAGGUGCUGCCCGCAACCACACAGAACUCUCAGCCACAGAAACAGCCACAGGCAACCGCCGAACAGAUCCGACUUGCCCAGAUGAUCUACGAUAAGAACGAUGCAGACUUCGAAGACAAAGUCAAACAGCUCAUGGAGGUGACGGGGAAGAACCAGGAUGAGUGCAUGGUGGCGCUGCACGACAGCAACGAGGACGUGAACCGAGCCAUCAACUUCCUGCUGGAAGGGACCUCGGAUACGACCGCCUCUUGGGAGACCGUGGGAAGAAGAAGGUGGGAAAGGACAGUGGCCCGUCAGAGAGCAAGGAGAACCGAGAGAACCGGGACAGGCGCGGAGAGCGGGAGGGCAGCCGCGGACGCGGAGGGCCCAGCAAGAGGGGCCGGGGAGGCAGUCGCAGCCGCCCGGGAGGUGCGGGCAGAGGAGAAUGGGGUGGAACCUGCUCCUGUGGAAAGAGGCGCUGACCAUGGGCGCAGAGGCAGAGGACGGGUUGCUGGAACCAGGGGAAGAGGCAGAGCCCCAGGGACCAGCCGGUUUACAGCACAGGGAAUGGGGACCUUCAACCCUGCGGACUACACCACAGAGGCAGGCAGGGCUGCCGCACAGGCACAGGCGGAGAACUGGGAGGCAGGGGCCAAUGACGCCACAGAUGGACCAGUGGCUUGGAGGAGCCCUCUGGAGGACUGGGCCGCAGAAGACUGGAGUGAGGACCUCUCCGAGACCAAAGUGUUCACCGCCUCUUGUGCACCGACUACGGAGAACCACGUCACAGCUGGCCAAAGUCUGGACCUGGCCUCUCUGCUUCAGAAGCCGGCCGGCAGGGAGGAAGUGGGUGGGGGCCUGAAGGCUCCCUCGUCCGCUCCCUUGGGGCACAGCCUGGUGUUCACCAACUCCCACCACCACGCCACCCGCAACGGGGGCACCACACCGGGCACUGCCAGCUACGCACACGCCACCCUGUCGUCUGUGCUUGGUUCUGGUUUCGGCGAGCUAGGGGGCCCUAAGCUGGGCCAGUCUGCCGGUGCUCAGAUCCUGGAGCAGCUGAAGGGACCAGGCCUGGGGCCGCUGCCCACGCAGCCGCCCAGCAGUUCAGGGGCCAACCACACCCCUGUGGUGGGGGGCCUGGGGGGAACGGCGGGGCCGGCCGCACCCCCUCCCUCAUCCACCAUGGUUUCGUCGUCAUGGGACGUGAAGCCACCUGUGACGCAGGCCUCCGUGGCUAUGCCGUCACAGUUCAGCCGUGAGUUUAAGAUGCAGCCGGAGCCGUCUCUGGUGCUGAGCCAGCUGGCACAGAGGCAGACCCCCAACGCCCUGAGCCACGCCAGCCCCCUCCCCCUGGCCCGGCAGCAGCCCAGCCCCCCGCCGGCCUCCUCCGCCCCCGCCGGCCUCCUGGAGCCCUUCCCCAAGCUGCCGGAGCCCUUGCUGCUGCAGCAGCAGCAACAGAUGCAUGACGCCCAGGCUGCGGCCAACGCACAACAGCAGAGGCAGAUGAAGACGCAGAAACGCAGGAUACCUCCCAGCUCCAAGAUCCCCUCGUCUGCAGUGGAGAUGCCGGGCUCAGCAGACGUGUUGGGGCUGAAUGUGCAGUUUGGGGCGCUGGACUUUGGCUCGGAGUCGGCCAUGCCGGACUUCAGCGCGCCUUCAGAGGUCGGCACCACCACCAACAGCAGCAGCACCAUCAGCAGCGACGCAGCCAGAGACACUCCUGCUGUCAGUCAAACACAGAGCAGCCUCUACUCCAAACCUAUCAGUGAGGCUCUGACCAACCCGGUUCCCCUGCUGAUGCCUAUGUCCUCCGCGGACAUCAUCUACUCCUCGGCCUCCGUGCCCAUGCCCAGCCUGGCGCCCUCGCUCAGCAUCGCCAGCGCGGCCCCCAUGUCCUCCGUCACGUCCUCCUCCUCCGCCUCCUCGGCGGCCAGCAGCUUUGACUGUGGAGUGCCCCCUCACUCACGGCUCGCCUUCUCGCAGAGCAAAGAAGCCCCCGGCCCUGUGACGAAUGGAUAUAAUGGUGUGAGGACAUCAGCUGCUCUUGACUCCACAUCCGCGUCCUCAACCCCCAAACCGGAGUCGCCCUCUCUGGGCAGCACUGGCAGUGGGCCCCCCUCCGCUCCCUCGGCCCACCUGCCCCCCUCCAUGCCCCCCAGCACAACACUCUCCAGCCUGGCAGCUGAGCACCCCUCCGCCAGCCUCCCCCCUCUCAGCAGUCAUGUAAGCAGCGUCCACUCUGCACUUCCUACCAGCUCUUCUCACACACACUCCAGUGUGGACAGCGUGAACUCGCUGGCUCCCCCUGCCUCUGUGGCAUACUCAGGGGCGCAGACAGCAGGCCUGCCCAUCAGCAGCGGGGGGUCCAUGGGCAUGGUCAGCAACAGCGCCAUGCUCCACGGCUCCGGGGUGCUGGGCCUCACGGCCAAUGGGACCACAAACAACGCCAACACGGUGUCGGCCAUGAGGGCCGCACCACUGCUGUCCUCCUCUACCAGUAAAGCACCUCCUAACCUGUCUCAGGGGGUUCCUCCUCUUCUGCCCAACCAGUACAUCAUGGGUCCCGGAGGCCUCCUGCCAGCAUACCCGAUUUAUGGAUAUGAAGACUUGCACAUGCUGCAGUCUAGAUUACCCAUGGACUACUACGGAAUCACAUUCCCAGGCCCUGCGGCAGCUCUCUCCAGCAGAGACGGCGGCCUUGCCAACAACCCUUACUCAGGUGAAGUCACAAAAUUUGGGCGUGGCGACUCCACCUCUCCGGCUCCCCCCAGCUCACUGUCUGCGGGCCACGCGGGCCAGGCUCCCCAGGCUCAGCAGCAGGGCCAGAGCGGCAGUGGCAACGCCCCCCAGACGCAGGGGCACCACGCGGCACAGCAGGCCUUCCUCAACCCGGCGCUGCCCCCGGGCUACAGCUACACGGGCCUGCCCUACUACCCCGGGAUGCCCGGUGUGCCCAACGCCUUCCAGUACGCCCCCACCAUGUUUGUGCCGCCGGCCUCGGCCAAGCAGCACGGCAUGGGCCUGAGCAACGCCCCUCAAGCCACGCCAUUCCAGCAGCCUAGCAGCUACGGCCAGCACACCUUUAGCUCAGGGUAUGACGACCUGACGCAGGGUCCGGCAGGAGCAGACUACAGCAAAGGCUACAGCAGCUCCAACCAGACACAGGCCAAAUCUGCUGCCUCCGGCCCGGGGAAAGGUGUCUCUGUGACGUCUAGUAACUCCGGUGUGCCAGAUAUCAGUGGAACAGUUUACAAUAAGACCCAGUCGUUUGAUAAGCAGGGUUUCCAUGCUGGUACCCCUCCCCCCUUCUCCCUGCCGUCAGCUCUGGGGGGCACUGGGCAGCUCAACCCUGGGGGGGCUCCGGGUUACGCACCCGCCCCCUUCCUGCACAUCCUCCCCCCGCAUCAGCAGCCUCACUCCCAGCUCCUGCAUCACCACCUGAGCCAGGACACACAGGGUGGUCUGAACCAGAGGAGCCAGUCCAGCAGCAUGCAGCAGAAGACACAGGUCAACAAGUCCAGUUAUGGCAGCUCCCCUUACUGGGGCAACUAAGCGUGUGCGCGAGCGCGUGUGUGUGAGUGAACGUGUGUGCGUGUGUGUGUGUAUUUGGGCACACAUGUGCUACCAGUUGUGCAAGCCCACACCACAGCACCCAACCCACCAACCUCCCUUUACCUGACAAAUGAGAGGGAUAAACCAUUUCCAUCAUCAUCAUCAUGACACACGCAUGCGCGCACACACACACACACAUACAUACAAAUACGCUCCACACUCAAACCAGAUACAUAUGUACACACUACCUUCUCCCUGUUGAUCUCUCAUCUCCCCCUUUUUCAAAGUUUUGGCUGUUGUAUGUAAAAUAUAUUUAUGUAUGUAUUUAUACAGUAUGCUAUGUAUUGGUAGGAUAUGAAAUGUGGUCAUCUGCAUUUUGUUUUUGAAGGAUCUUUUUAUUAAUUUCCAAAAUGGUAAAGAUAUAAGCAAAUGUCGAUGCAGAGAAUUUAAGACAAAAAAACAAACAAACAACUGGCUGAAACUUAAAACCACAGGUGGAUAUACUUGAAUCAGUGCAUCAUGAGAGACGGCAGUUCUUUUUAUUUUAUUUUUUUUGUAUACAUACACAGAAAUUCUAAAUGACGGUGUACAUUAUCGCAGAGCAUCAUCUUAUUGGUGAAGCCUUUUUUAAAGAACUUUUUUGUAUUUUUUUUUCUUUGUCCCAGCCCCUUCAUUUUGUUGGACCUGUAAACUGUUUUCUAUUGAAGAGGGUGGAGUUUUGGCUCUUGCUAGCCAAGCACCGCUCCUGAAUUAAUGUCCCCUCCCCCCCCCCCUGAUCCCUUCCCCUUGUCUAAAUUGGCUGACCACGUAGCUGCAGUUUUAAAUUGAUUAAUUCGUAUCAUUUUAUCAGAAACUUUUUGAUUUUACCCUUGUUGUCCAAAUAAUAAAACAAAAAACUGA